Perkinsus marinus ATCC 50983 is the source of this 4533-nucleotide messenger RNA. Its product is annotated as ribonucleoside-diphosphate reductase large chain, putative. The transcript is spliced from 41 exons. The coding region runs from base 19 to 4533 and encodes 1504 amino acids. Gene Ontology annotation, molecular function: ribonucleoside-diphosphate reductase activity, thioredoxin disulfide as acceptor; protein binding; ATP binding. The record is from RefSeq and is a predicted model, not a curated record. Gene Ontology annotation, cellular component: ribonucleoside-diphosphate reductase complex. Lineage: Eukaryota; Perkinsozoa; Perkinsida; Perkinsidae. Gene Ontology annotation, biological process: DNA replication; deoxyribonucleotide biosynthetic process.
UUGAAAACUCACUCGAAGAUGGUUAUGUACGUAAUCAAACGUAAUGGGCAGAAGGCCGAUGUGCAAUUCGAUAAGAUCACCAAGAGGAUUCGUCCGUUGACUAGAGGCCUCAAUGAGGACUAUGUGGAUGUGACCCAGAUCACUCAGAAGGUUGCUGAAGGAAUCUACCCGGGUGUCACUACUACGGAGCUGGACUCGUUAGCGGCUGAAACGUGUGCUUACAUGUCGCAAGUGCAUCCGGACUUUUCCACGUUGGCUGCCAGGAUCGCUGUGAGCAAUCUGCAUAAGAACACUCACGAGAGCUUCUCAGAAACGAUCACUGAGUUGUACAACAUCACAGAUAGUCGUGGACGGUCUAGUCCUUUGGUCAGCGAGGAGGUUUAUAACAUAGUCAAGAUGAAUGCUGAUAAGCUCGAUAAGGCGAUUGACUAUGAUCGUGAUUUCGACUAUGACUAUUUCGGCUUCAAGACCUUGGAGCGAUCGUAUCUGUUGAAACGACCUUCUGAUAAGACUUGUAUUGAGCGACCACAGCAUAUGAUCAUGAGGGUGGCAGUAGGCAUACAUGGUGAUGAUGUGGACGCGGCAAUAGAGACAUAUGCUUUGAUGUCAACGAGAGUAUUCACUCACGCGACUCCUACAUUGUUCAACUCGGGUACCCCUCACCCGCAGAUGUCCAGCUGCUUUUUACUUUCGAUCAAGGAGGACUCGAUCGAGGGUAUUUAUGACACUUUGAAACAGUGUGCGAUGAUAUCGAAGACUGCUGGGGGCAUUGGAGUUGCUAUCACGGGUAUUAGAGCUACAGAGAGUUACAUCCGAGGAACGAAUGGGUUCUCGAAUGGUAUAGUCCCGAUGCUUCGUGUUUUCAACGAUACUGCGAGAUAUGUGGAUCAAGGUGGAGGCAAGAGGAAGGGGUCCUUUGCAGUGUACUUGGAACCGUGGCAUGCUGACGUGUUCGAGUUCCUUGAUUUGAAGAAAAACCAUGGCAAGGAGGAGCAUCGUGCUCGCGACCUUUUCUAUGCACUAUGGAUUCCUGAUCUCUUUAUGAAGCGUGUUAUGGCUAACGGUGACUGGACAUUGUUCUGCCCGAAUGAAGCUCCUGGCUUGCAGGAUACAUACGGUGAAGAGUUCGAGGCAUUGUAUGAGAAGUACGAGAAGGAUGGUAUUGGUCGGAAAACGGUGAAGGCUCAGUCACUGUGGUUCAAAAUCCUCGAAUCUCAACAAGAGACCGGCAUUCCGUAUAUGCUAUACAAGGAUUCGGCCAAUCGUAAAAGCAACCAGAAAAACCUCGGGACCAUCAGAUGUUCCAACUUGUGCUGUGAGAUCAUCGAGUACACCAGCUCUGAUGAAGUGGCUGUGUGCAAUCUGGCCUCAAUCGCCCUGAACAUGUUCGUUGAUAAAAAGACCCGCACUUAUGAUUUUGACCGUCUUCAUCGAGUAGCAAAGGUGGUGACCAAAAAUCUCAACAAGGUGAUUGACCGGAACUACUACCCUGUGCCAGAGGCCAGGAAGAGCAACAUGCGCCAUAGGCCAAUCGGUAUUGGCGUUCAGGGCCUCGCUGAUGCAUUCCUGCUCAUGCGCUACCCAUAUGAAUCUCCGGAGGCAUUGAAGUUGAACAAUGAUAUUUUUGAGACUAUUUAUCAUGCCGCGUGUGAAGCUAGUAUGGAACUCGCGAAGAGGGAUGGACCUUACGAAACGUUCCAAGGUAGCCCCGCGAGUGAGGGCAUCCUCCAGUUCGAUAUGUGGGAUGUAAUACCCGAUUCGGGUAGGUGGGACUGGGCCUCGUUGAAAGAGGAGAUCAAGAAGAACGGCAUGCGUAACUCAUUGUUGAUUGCGCCCAUGCCUACUGCUAGUACUGCGCAAAUACUUGGAAACAACGAGGCUUUCGAGCCCUAUACCCAGAACAUAUACGUUCGCCGUGUGCUCGCUGGUGAGUUUGUGCAAGUGAACCGUCAUCUAGUGGAUGACCUUAUGGAGCUAGGCUUGUGGAACGACGAGAUCAAGGAUAAGAUCAUCAGGAAGAAGGGAUCGGUCCAAGGUGUAGAGGAGAUCCCUUCGGAAAUCCAGGACCUCUAUAAGACGGUUUGGGAGAUCAAACAGAAGAAAAUCCUGGACAUGGCUGCUGGGCGAGGACCGUAUAUUGACCAAUCUCAGUCACUGAAUAUACACAUGACCAACUGUACCAAUGCCAAGCUCUCCUCCAUGCACUUCUAUGGCUGGAAAUUGGGAUUGAAAACUGGACAAUAUUAUCUACGUACGAAGGCUGCUGCUGAUGCCAUACAGUUCACUUUGGAUGCUAAGAAGGUUACAGUGGAGUCACCCUUGAAGCCCAGGUCCUUCCUAUCCUAUGAUAUCGGACAUUCCAUUCGUCGAGUCCAGGUCUGGUCUCGCACCGGUAUGAUCCGUUCACAGCUAGCACAAGUGUCAACAGCGGUAGUUAGUGCCGCUUGGUCCCCUGAUAGCGAGACUAUAGCGUUUACAUGUGGGCCAUCAAUUUAUUUGAAGACUCUCGUGGCUGGUCGCGGUCUCAUCCAGUGGAAAGCCGUCGAUAGCGGAUCGGAAGGCACUCCUUACUGGAGUCCCGUCACAAAGCUCAUAGUAUCGGGCAGUGAGGACUGCAGAUACCGUAUAUGGCAGGCAACAGGACAGCUACUGUAUCGCAGUGAUCCACUGGAGCAUGCUGCUACAGCGGUUCAGUGGGCUCCCAAUGGCAAACUCCUAGCUGUUGGAGUAUCCGAUAUGAUCAAGUUAUGUGAUGCUACUGGAUGGGGGCAUUCACACACCAACCUCUCUGGUCUCGAUCAUGCCCUGUAUCAACAAUGCGGCAAUACGAGUCCCGGGGGGAGCUCUCCGUUCGCCCUCUGCUGGAGUCCGGAUGGUACUCAGCUGAUCAUGGGUAUGGGAGACGGAUCCGUCCUAGUCGCAGAUGUGAUCGGCCGUACUUGCUCGUGGCUCAAUGUGGAGGCCGUACUCAUUGAUGCACAUAGUGUUGUUAUAAAGGACUACUCCGUAGAGACGACAGUUAUCUCGUCAGAGGAGACCAUCGACUUCACAGAUCGAGUUACCGACCUCCAUAUAGGCUACGGUCAUCUCAUCGUGACCACUUCUUCUCAGUGUUUUGUGUACAGUCGUCGAAUGACUGGCGAAGAGGCCGAUUCGGUUUCCUGGUUGACCAAUCCAAUUGUAGAAGAUCUCAACGGUGGCGGAAUUGAUCGAUCAUGGCACGCCGAGUUUCCAAGUGUAGAUCCGACCUCCCUCAUUGUCCAGUGUAGCGAGAUCUUCUGUCUGGUUGAUGCUAAGGGCAUUGGCAUCUACGCUUACGAUAGGAGGAUGUCCUACCUUCGCCCCUCCAGCCAGCAGAGGUUGGACUUCCUCACUCACCUCACUGUAACAAUUUCGAAGGAUACGCUCGUGUAUGUCGACCCAUCGAACCCAUGUAGCCUCUGCGUGUAUGACCUUGUAUCGUCUGGUGGAGGGUCCUCUGGGAAGGGCCCCAUGAUGCUGUCUCACAAUGUUGAAGUAACACAAGUUGGCCUCUCCCAGAUAGGGGACGUAGCCGACAGAAAGCUCGCCUUUCUGGACAAAAAUGGGGAUCUAUGGCUCACUGCUGGCUAUCCACAGUACCUAUCGAUGAAGACAUCUGGACAGGAGAAGAUGCCUAAGCUGAAGGCCAUGGUGUCCAGUUUCCGGUGGAAUGACAGCACCGAUAUGCUUGUGGGCAUCGUCGACCAUCACAUUAUCACGUGGAACUACCCCCAGUGUAUAUUCAGUACGAGUCUACUCUUGCCAAGGACGAUUCACACUAUAGGCACUCGUGUUGUGCUGAGGAGCCCUUACGGUGGUCGAUCGAUGACUGCAGUGUCCCCUUAUCCGUCUCUACUGUACAAGCUAAGAGCAAAGGGCCAGUGGGAUAAGGCUGUCAAAUUGUGCAGAUACGUUAAAGUGAAAGAGUUGUGGGCCACGCUGGCUGCGAUGGUGAUGAAGGUCAAUGAUGCUGGAGGCACUCUCGAGACUGCCCUAGCUGCGAUAUCUGAUGUUUGCAAGAUGUCCAUGCUGAGACACGCUAAGAACCAGCCAGACCCGAUAGUCAAGCAAGCGGAGAUGAUGCUUCUGUCGAGACGUGCUAACGAAGCUAUACAGUUGUUGGUCGCAAAUAGGAAGAUAUACAGGGCGAUCAAAUUCAACAUCUGGCUGCAUCGUUGGGAGGCCGCUCUGGACCUCGCCGUUCAGCACCGUACUCAUGUCGAUACUGUCCUAGCCUACCGCAUGAGGCAUCUGGAGGCGAUGAAACACUCGGAAAAUAAUGAAAAGUUCAAAAGAUACGCAGCAGAAGUUCCCAUUGACUGGCAGUCAGUGAAGGCCAAAAUCGCACGGGAGAAAGCGGAAGAGAGGAACAAUGGAGUCGAUACGCCAGUGACCCAGUCGAAGGCCGCACUUCCACUCGAGAUUUCUGACUCCCCAAGGAUGAAUGCCGAUUCUGACAUGUCUCUCCUGAUGAAGAAGGAGUUGAGCAUAGUGGACGAAUCAGCGAUAUAA